AUGAAUAAGUUUGCCAUUAUUUUAAUUGUCAGCACUCUUAGUGCCUCGGUAAUCGCCUACGAUUAUUGUUCGACUAAGUUGUGCAAUAAAGGAGUGACACAUAUUGCAUGUGGCGACAAGGAAUUUGAUGAAUCAUGUCCCGAUAAUGCUGCCUUUGUCCACAUCGAUGACAAUCUGAAAGCAGAAAUUGUCCGGGCGCACAAUGAAAAACGUAAUCUGGUAGCUGGAGGAGGUGUAAAUGGUCUGGCACCUGCUUGCCGUAUGGCCACCAUGGAAUGGGAUGAUGAAUUGGCUGCCGUUGCCGCAUACAACGUUCUCCAGUGCAAAAUGGCUCAUGAUAAGUGUCGCAACACCGAAACCUUUAAAUAUGCUGGUCAAAAUUUGGCUUGGCGGUCAUUCUGGGGUCAGCAAAGUUAUAGCACGCUUUUCCAAAAAUCUUUUGCCAUGUGGUACGAUGAAGUUAAGGAUGUUAAAAUGGAUUAUCUCAAUGAGUUCCCAGUGGGCUAUAAGGGACCUAAAAUUGGUCACUUUACUGUUAUGAUGGCCGAUCGUAACAUUCGUGUUGGUUGUGCCGCCGCCACUUAUGAUGAUACCAGAAUCGAUGGUGAUAGACAAAUCUUCUUGAUUGCCUGCAACUAUGCUACCACAAAUAUGUUGGGUUUCCCCAUCUACAAGAACUGCAGCUCUCCAGCCACAUCAUGCUCGACCGGUACAAAUCCUCAAUAUCCUAAUUUGUGUUCUACCUCCGAGGUGUAUAAUGUUAAUAAGUGGUACUAA
This is a messenger RNA of Musca vetustissima, 777 nucleotides long. Its product is annotated as antigen 5 like allergen Cul n 1-like. Bases 1 to 777 code for a protein of 258 amino acids. The record is from RefSeq and is a predicted model, not a curated record. The transcript has 3 exons. Lineage: Eukaryota; Metazoa; Arthropoda; Insecta; Diptera; Muscidae.